This is a messenger RNA of Fusarium falciforme, 246 nucleotides long. RefSeq lists its product as hypothetical. The coding region runs from base 1 to 246 and encodes 81 amino acids. The record is from RefSeq and is a predicted model, not a curated record. Lineage: Eukaryota; Fungi; Ascomycota; Sordariomycetes; Hypocreales; Nectriaceae. The transcript has 3 exons.
AUGCGCGGCGUAUCGUACACCAACAAAUCCACCCCAAACUCUCCCCCAGCGACCGACCGUCAACACCAACACAGAUCCAAAAUGGCUUGCGGCACUUCCUCUCUCGUCAACCGAAACGGCCCUGGUAGCGCUGCUACUUCCAUCGCCGAGUCCAUCAUCAAGCCUGCCGAGGCUACGGGCACUAAGACAAAGUGCAUCGAAUGUGGUGACUACGAGUGCUGCUGUAUCCCCUGUACCAUUCUGUAA